ACAAAACCUUCUAAAUAUUGUGUGCAGUACGGCUCAACCAACUAAUGUUACAGCCAGAGAUGGAUGUAUUAAUUGCUUUGCUAGGGUCACUUCUAUGCCCGAGGGUCCACAAGAAUUGAAUGCCUUAAGCGUUUGUGCUGUGCAAUACUUUACAAACACAUCCUACGCUACCUGCGCAUCAGCGAUUAUGGCCUUAUCAACAUCGUCACUAAAUAUUCAAUCAUCAGGGUGUUACAUGGGUUAUUGUGAUUUCGUACGAUGCUUGCGGCGCAUUAAUUCCAUAAACUUAAUAACUCAAUGUACGAGGGAAGCUCGGACUGGAGUAAAUAUUACGCUGGACGCAGACAAUGUGAGAUUCUUUACAAAUGUAACAUCAUGUAUAUUAGCCAAGGCCAGAUGUGGAACAUUUAAUCCUAUAACUGGAGAACCACAAACUCCAGGCUACACUUCUACCGGGCAUAGAGUUACCAAUGCUUUGCAGUUCUCAGAAUCUGGAGAACUUCGAAUUUUAGCGUUUUCCGCAACUACACCUGUAUCGUCUUCUUUUUGUACGCAGUCAACAAACCUUACACAGACUAACUGGCUUAAUAAUAUUUGCUAA
Messenger RNA from Aricia agestis (brown argus), 601 nucleotides. RefSeq lists its product as uncharacterized. The coding region runs from base 95 to 601 and encodes 168 amino acids. The record is from RefSeq and is a predicted model, not a curated record. NCBI's taxonomy places the organism in Eukaryota, Metazoa, Arthropoda, Insecta, Lepidoptera, Lycaenidae. The transcript is spliced from 4 exons.